ACUUGUUGUAGUUGACAUACAUACCGGUAAAGUGAUGGCACUGGUGGAUGCUAUGAUUCAAACACUCACGGAGGAAUUGUUUACAGCUCUCAUGAACCAAGCUCAAUAUGCACUUGAUUUUAAAAGUCAGUUUGAGAGAAUGAAGACACAACUUGAGCUUAUGAAGGCCUUUCUCAAUGACACUGAGAUCCUCAAGACCAAGAAGGAAGUUCUGAAAUUGACAAUGAUUCAGAUCAGGGAACUGAUUUAUGAAGCGGAUGACUUGCUGACAGAUUGCCGAAUCAGAGAUGAAUAUCAGAAAGAUGGGCGCUGCUCCAAUUUCUCGGCUAGCAUGUUAUUAUUCUUAUAUCGGACAGGCAAGAAGUUGAAAGAUAUCAAUUUGAGAAUAGAGAAACUGGAGAAUAGCUUGAGGGUCUAUCUGACACCGCAACUGUUCAGCAUCCAAGAAAAUGUACACCAAGUGACAGGAUUUAGCUGUCAGGAUUAUGAUCCAGCUAACAAAGUUGGACUGGAACAUGAUGCAAGAAAGAUAAAGGAGUGGAUUAUUUCGAAAGCCAAGGUACUUCAUAGGAUUGGCAUGAUAGGGAUGGGGGGCUUGGGCAAAAGCACCAUUGCCCAGAAACUUUUUAAUGAUGAAGACGUGCGUUCUUUCUUUAAGAAUAUGAUUUGGUUGUCGGUUUCUCAAGAUUUCAGUGAGGAACAGAUCAUGAAGAGCAUGUUGAAACAGUUAUAUGAAGAGAAGACAAACAGAUCUGACAAAGCCCAGAUCAUGCACAAAAUUCACCUGUUACUUGAGCAUAUGACCUGUCUCAUUGUUAUGGAUGAUGUCUGGAGCAUCCGUAUAGAUUGGUGGAAUCAGUUAUGCUCUGGCCUGGAGAAGCCAACUGGUAAAAACAGUUGCAUCAUGAUCACAACAAGAAAUGAAGAAGUUGCAACCAAUAUGGGAGUUGAAAAGUCCAGAAUUCAUCGGCCUAGUUUUCUAGACGAUGAUGAAAGCUGGUCAUUGUUUUGCAAGUAUGCAUUUUAUGCGAGCAAGGAGAUAUGCGAUGAUCAGCAGCUUGAAAACGUAGGCAGAGAUAUUGUUCAGAAAUGUGGUGGACUUCCACUAGCAAUCAAAACAAUAGCAGCUUUACUAUCACAGAAACGGCACUCCCUUGUUGAGUGGAAACAUAUUUAUAGAGGUUUCCAUGAAUUGACAACUAGAGGACAGGUUAGCUCAGUAUUUGCUUGUCUGCAACUGAGCUACAAUGCACUCCCAGUGCAUCUAAAGCAACUCUUUCUGUGCUUCUCUAUUUAUCCUGAAGAUUUUGAGAUUCCAGCUGAACAGUUAGUGCUUUGGUGGAUUGGAGAGGGUUUCAUUCGGGGCAAGGACUCCAAAACUGCUAUAGAAUUGGGGUACGUAUAUCUCACAGAGUUAGUCCAAAGAUGUCUGGUUGAAGUAGUGGACCAAAGAGGCUACGAUGGAAAAAUCUACGGUUGUAGAAUGCACGAUCUGGUUCGUGAUAUGACUAUUGUGAUUGCAAAAGAUGAGUCAUUUUGCAGCUUUGAAGAAGGCAGGCAGAAGUUGACAUCAGAGUCUAGGCGGUUAGGUUUCACAAGUGAAAUGAGCACUAAAUCAUUGAAACACUGUCCCAAGCUCAGGGCCUUGUUAAUGAUGUCAAGCAUUCAAAGACUCUGUUGUGAUGACAUGGAGAGUCUUAGUUCCCUCAGAGUGUUGGAUCUAUCUUACUUUGAAUUGGCAACCACCGCUGUGCAGGAUCUCCUGAAAUGGAUUGUUUCGUUAAAGCACCUGGCAUAUUUGAAUCUUAGUGGAGUCAGAGGCAUCGGAGAAUUACCAUCUUCAAUUAAAAAACUUCGUAACCUCCAGGUUUUUGUUUUAUACGGUUGCACUGAUUUAUUCAUGCUACAUCCAUUUAUAACUCAUCUGAAAAAUAUGGUGGUCUUAGACUUCAGGUCUUGCCCUCUCAUUUACCUACCCAAGGGUAUUGGAAUGCUCUCCCAGCUUCAAGAAUUGUCUGGAUUUGUGAUGGGGCGUUUAUCUAACGAACAUUGUUGUCAUCUUCUUGAGCUUCAGGACCUAUCCCAACUUAGAGUACUUCGAAUGUACUUAAAUGCUCACAGUGAAAUUGCAGAAAAUGAAACGGAGGUGUUAUCAAAGCUCAAGAAACUUAAGGUUCUAGAGCUGAAUGCACAUUAUUGUAAAGACCACAAUACUUUAAUGAUGCUCGAUGACCUCUAUCCUCCCCCUAGCCUUCAGGAGCUGUAUAUUGGGGGUUAUCACUGCGAAACACUUCCUGCAUGGAUUAAUCCUGAAAAACUUUCUAAUUUACGGUACAUCAGUAUUCAGGAUUCAGACAUCAACUUCUUCGAAACCAGUCCUCAAUCAGUGAAUGGAAGACUCUUUACUUGGAAUGUUGAAGGUUUAUGUUUCAAGAAAUUGCAGAGCUUAAAGCUAGACUGGAAGAACCUGGAAGAGGAUAUGCCUUUGUUACGCAAUGCAGAGAUUGCCGAAUUAGAGAAACAAUAUCAGAAAGAUGACCACUGCUUCGAUUUCUCGCCUGAGAAGUCAUUAUUCUUUUAUCGGACUGGCAAGAAGUUGAAGGAGAUCAGUUUGCAAAUAGAGCAGAUGGAGAAUAGCUUGAGGGCUGUUUGA
Molecule: messenger RNA, 2653 nt
Organism: Populus nigra (black poplar)
Lineage: Eukaryota; Viridiplantae; Streptophyta; Magnoliopsida; Malpighiales; Salicaceae
Product: disease resistance RPP13-like protein 4
Exons: 3
Coding region: 35-2653 (872 amino acids)
Biological process (GO): defense response to other organism
Molecular function (GO): ADP binding
Source: RefSeq, a predicted model, not a curated record